Molecule: messenger RNA, 2565 nt
Organism: Leishmania major strain Friedlin
Lineage: Eukaryota; Euglenozoa; Kinetoplastea; Trypanosomatida; Trypanosomatidae
Product: protein phosphatase 2C-like protein
Exons: 1
Coding region: 1-2565 (854 amino acids)
Biological process (GO): protein dephosphorylation
Molecular function (GO): protein serine/threonine phosphatase activity
Source: RefSeq, a predicted model, not a curated record
AUGGCCACGGCUAGCAAGCAGCAGCAACACCUUGGUAGCAGCGAGUCGCAUGCAACACCGCAGCUGGUCCCAGCACCGCCGCCGGUUGCCAGGGGUGGCGAUAGCUACGUCAAUGAGAAUACUCGCCUUGUCGUUUCAGACCCGCUCCCCUACUCUUCACGACAGCAGCAGAGAGACGGAAACCGUGGAAGCAAUGUCAAUGACUACACUUCGGACCGCCGUGAGGUCAUGGGUGCUGCGAGGGGCCGCGAUGAGGUGCGCUACACCCUUGACCUCAACGGUCGAAGAUGCAGCGACAGCGCACCGUACAGCGGAGCUGGCACGGGUCGCCCACGUGCCUCGUCACUGCCACGCACACACGAAGACGUGAAAGAGAUCUUGCCGCAGCUGCGUCCGCUUCGAGAGGUCCGACAUGGCGGCGACCUGAACCGGCUGCGCAGUCCGCCGCCACGGCACUCGGCCGACCACCACGGUGCAGCCACUGGUUACGCACUGGACAGCUUGCGCACCAUGGCACCCAACGGCACCGUGUUUGCCGACGACAGAGAAAGGGAGAAGCAACGCGAGGUACUAAGCGCACCGCCGGCAUCGUCGACAGUUAUUCCGUCCAGCUAUUCACCGCGACCGGUAGCAGACCAGGUGCGUCUGCUCGGCCGUCACCAAAACCGAGGCAGCGUGCACCGAAGCAACGCUAUGGCGACCCAGGCGGCCGGCAACCCCGAUACUCGAAUGCUGCGCUCGUCGCCGUUCAGCAGCGGCAGCGACGAUGAGGGGCUUGCCCCUGCCGGUGGGCCAUCUGCGCCGGAGACCGCCGCUGCCGCUGCCGCUGCUGCUGGCGCUGGCAACGGCCGUACCGCUCCAAUUGAGACCCGGCGUAACGUGAAGGGUGGGGCGGCCGCAGCCGUCGCCGCGGCGAUCGCGCAGCGCGGCAUCACUGGCCUUGGCGGGACAAUCAGUAAACCUGUGUAUGACAAGUGCGGGGCCACUGCAAAGAAAUCGCCGUACGGCGCUGGGGCCGAGCGGCCGGAGCGCAUCCGUCAUGAGGCUAGAAGUGAGGCGGUGGACGCCGACGAGCUUUUCGGUAGCACGCAGGUGCUCUGCUCGUUGCGGUCGGGUGCGGAAAGAAGCGACGGCAACACUGCUGGCGCACGACCGCCCCCGCCGGCGGUGCCAGUGACCGCGCCGUCGUCGCGCAUGCGCAACUGCGACCACAGUGGAGCAAGGUGUGCCGAGAACGAACUUCCUGUCUACAAGUUUAACGUGGUGCUCAGCAGUGGCAAGACAGCGACAGUCCCUAUAUCGCUUAUCGCGGGCAGCGGCUGUGUGCAAGGGAUGCGACCAACCAUGGAGGACGCGCACUUCGCCGAGCUCAACGCGACCCACGUUCGUGGCCAGCCCGUCUCUCUUCUGGCGGUGCUGGACGGCCACUGCGGACGGCGGGUGGCCGACCUCGGGGCCAAGUGGCUGCCGCACUACGUAUUGCAUCACGCCGCCCUUGGCGAGAACAACGCUCUGGCUCUUGUGGAGUCUAUCCUGCAGACCGACCGCGAGAUUUUCCACACGCUGCAGGCCAAGAGCCACGGACAUCACCAGCAGAGGGCGGGCAACAGCAGCGGACGACGACGCCGCGACGUGGAUGAAGAAGUGUUCGACGAAAUGGUGAGCGGGACGAACGGCGGGUCGACACUGAUUGCGGCCGCCGUGUGCGGCCGGAUGCUGUAUGUGGCGUGCCUCGGCGACGCCCGGGCGGUGCUCUAUGACGGACACACCACCAUCGCGAUGAGCGAGGAUCACAAGCCCGGCAACACGGACGAGUCCCGCCGCAUCGCUAAAUGCGGCGGCUUCGUGCAGUUUGGCCGCGUGUGCGGCAUUCUCGCGGUGAGCCGCGCCCUUGGGGACUUUGAGUUCAAGUUCCAGCCGUCGUCGUCGCCCAAUGCGACGGGGGAGGAGAAGCUGUCGACCAACUUCCCUUUUGGCGCCCUAGGCGAAAACGAUUCGAGCGGGCCAGCGGCGCCGUCACCCUCCUCACACAAUCGCCGCUUCAUCUCGAAUCGGGACUUAAUGGUGAGCAACAUCGCCGAUGUCCGACAGCUGCACCUUACCGACGCCUCCGCCUUCUUGCUGCUCGCCUGUGAUGGGCUGUGGGACGUGCUGAGCAACGAAGAGGCCACCGAGUUUGUGCGCGACUUCCUGUGCUACACGCCGGAUGUGUGCGACCCGCACAUUUUCUCCGGUACGAAGUCGCGCCCGUCCCCUGACGUUGUGCAGCGCGUGCUCAACAACUGCUGUCAGAAGCUCGCCGAGUUCGCUGUCGAUCGCGGCAGCAUGGAUAACGUCUCUGUGAUGGUGCUUUUCUUCCACGAUGUCGUUGACACUGUCGCGCGCUUCAGCGGGCGGGUGCCGUCCUCGGCGAAUGCAGGCGAAGCCACUAGCAGCGCUGCCAGUCAGCCGCACGCGUUACACGGCACGGGCAGGUCGCAUCCGCGGAAAUCGGUGCAGUCGGUCUUCGAGCUGACGAACAAACAGCUGAAGGUGCGCAACGGCCGCAUCGUCGCGCAGCGGUAG